This is a messenger RNA of Labrus mixtus (cuckoo wrasse), 8057 nucleotides long. Its product is annotated as sickle tail protein homolog. Gene Ontology annotation, cellular component: cytoplasm. NCBI's taxonomy places the organism in Eukaryota, Metazoa, Chordata, Actinopteri, Labriformes, Labridae. The transcript has 24 exons. The coding region runs from base 361 to 6459 and encodes 2032 amino acids. The record is from RefSeq and is a predicted model, not a curated record.
GUGAGAAGAAGAGAGGGAGAGGAGAAGGAGCAGGAGAUGUCAGAGAGAAAGAGGAGUGUGUGCAGGGAGAACGAGCUCUCCCAGAGGAGUUCAGGCUCAGAGGGAGAACACGGCUCACAGGAAGACAGCAGCCGAAAGACGAAGGAAGUAUGAACUGGCUUCACGCUCCAUGAGCAGUGAUCACUGCUGCUAACACGGGGGGAAAGUCAACUGGUUCACGGACGACAGGGAUGAAGAAGGAGAGCAGCAGGGGGAAAAAGAGACACGCUAAGAAGAAGCAAGCACAGCUAAAUUAUUAAACAGAGAUCUGGACUAACCCUGGAGUAUCUAACCAGCGCUCUGCUAAGCCCAGCAGGGAAGAUGUCCAAGUCCUCUCCUCGUCUGGGGCGACCCGGAUCAGCCGGGUCUACAGGCACCUGCGUGAGAAAGGAGCUGCAGGGGAAUCGCUCAUGCAUGCUCCGUAUCGGAGAGAGGCUGAUGAGGGCAGGCAGUGAGGGGAACUUGGUCCAGAGAGUCUUACCAGCCCAGAGCCAGACUUCCUCUGCUGGAUUGAGGCAAGGAUCUAAUGGGCGGACACAAGCUGCAGCCCUGCAGGACGGCACUGAGUUUACAGGACAUAACCCCAGCAAAGAUCCAGGAAACUCUUCUUCCUCUGUGAAGGACAGCAGCAAAGAGCCUCCGAUGCAGAAGAAGAAUCACAACUCGAGCAAUCUGUUCAGUAACCCUGGUUCGGUUCCUCACUCCUCCAGCACCUUACCUCGAAGCUACACCACCUCCGCCUCAGGAACCAAAGACAGCCAAUCAGACAGCCUGAUGAAGAUGAAGGAUGUGGAGAGGAAGAAGGAGGUGUUUCUGGACAUUUUGAGGCAGAAGUACCCUCACCAUGCCGCCAUCAUCAUGGGACACCAGCCUGGGAGUACCUGGUCCUCUGACAGCGCCCCCUCAGCUGGAGGGCUGGUCCCAAAGGAGCAGCAGGAUCCUCAAGAGACCAUGUCUGACUCAGACCUGCCCUCCCCCUCAGCCCCCUUCACACGGGGCUGCAAGACCAGAGCAAGUCUACCUGUGGGGAGGUCAGGAGGUCACACAGGAGAGAGGCCGCAUGGUGUGGUGUACUUACAGUAUGGGGAGGAGACUAAACAGGUGAGGAUACCUGCUGAGAUGACCACUCAGGACUCUCUGCACGCUCUCUUUGUUACCGCCUUCCCUCAUCAGCUCACCAUGAAGAUGCUGCAAUCUCCCAAUGUGGCAAUCUACAUCAAAGACAGCAGCAGAAACUUCUACUACGAGCUGGAUGACAUCAGAAACAUCUCGUCACACUCCUGUCUCAAGGUUUACCAUAAAGACCCAGCACACAUAUUCAACUGCCAUGCCAGACCUGCAAAGACGGAGGGGAGGAUCUCUAAAGAGAUUCUGUACGGGAGUCACAGCCCGAUUCACACUCGCUCUGCAUCGGGCCGCAGUACCCUGCAAAGCCUGCAGGGCUCCAUGUCGCCCCCCAUGGUGCGCUCCAUGCCCUCCUCCCCUUCUAGGAGAGUUUAUGGUGGGGGGACCAAAGGAGGGGUGGCGGGGGAACUGGGCAGCUCAACGUUACCACGGGAACGCCUGUCGGGGGCGGGGCUGUCCAGGUCCCUGUGCACCAACAGCAGCAGCUCCAUCCUGGAGAGGAGGGAUGUCAAACCAGAUGAGGAUGCUGACAACUUUAAGUCCAUGGCUCUGGUCCUGCGUGCUGAAGGAGGUCCACAUUAUCCGGACUCGUACUGCUCCUCCCUGCUGGAUGGAGGAGCAGGAGGAGGUCGCCUCUCCUCCUCUCAGUGCAGCGCCCCCCCAUCCCUCGCUGCAGACCUGGUGGACUCUGGGGGAACAGGGAUCCCAGGAUGUCUGCAGCAGUACCGUGCCUCCAUCAAACCCCUGAUGGGCUACGGAGAUACCCUGGACCAGCAGACUCGAUCCCUGCACAGGCAGAAGAGCAGGAAGUAUGGAGAGAGCCAGCGUCCUCCUCUGGGAUCCUGGAACCCGCCCUCCUCCCCUCAGAGAAUCAGUGAGGUCAGGUUGUCCGAGGGACAGGUCAUCGAGGGGUCGGCCCUGGUGUCUGCAGAGAGGAUGUCACCGAUCCGCCGGUCCCUGCGGCGGGCCAGUAACGGGACCACAGGCUCGUCCUCCUCCCCCUCCUCCGUUUUCUUUGACAGCCCACUGGGGACACCUGAUAGGCUGUUCCAGGGUCAUGUGACUGGCAGCACCGCCCAGAGUGAGAGGAUGAAGGCCAUGGAGGAGCAGAUAGCAAGUCUGGCAGGUCUGGUGCAUCACGCCCUGUCUGUGGGAGCUGAUAUUCCAGGAGUGAAGGAGGCCGUCAGUGUGUCUGCUGGACAUAAACUCCUCAACAACCGACAUGGUAUGUCAUCUGAGCAUCAGAAACCAGCUGCUUUGAGUGACAGCUUUAAAACCCAGCCCCUGGCUCUUCAGGCCCCUCCCCCUGACAGCGAGCUGCAGCAGAGUCUGAUGUUAGCGAAAAGAAAUGUGUGUGAGCUGAGACUGCAACUCAACCAGCUCAGACACCUACAGCUAUUGAACCAGCAGAGUGUGAGCGCCAUGCUGCAGACGGCCGGUCACGAGUUGCUUCUCCUGAUGUGUGAUCGUGUGAGUCAGAGUGAGGCGAUGGCAUUUAGACGGAGAGCAGGGAUGGAGGAGGAGAGGGUCCUCUACCUGAGGACUGAGGAGGCCAUUCUCACACAGCUCAGUGAGCUCGAGGUCUAUGUGGACCACCUCCAGAGAAGCUCCGCCUCCAGUCCCAGCCAGCUGUCAAUCACACUGAGAGACGUGGAGGAAGCAGCCGUGAACCUGCGGAGGGUCGGAGAGGCUCUGGCUGUCCUCAAAAGUGAGUUUCCAGAGCUGCAGGUGAAGCUCCGCUCUGUGCUGCGUCUGGAGGUGGAGGCGGUACGUUUCCUAAAGGAGGAGCCACAUAAGAUGGACGCCAUGUUGAAACGAGUCCGAGGUCUGACUGAGUCCCUCAGCUCUCUGCGCAGGUGUGUGUCAGAAUCCAAUCCCCCCAUAAGACCAGCGCAGGAGCAGGAGGAUCCUGUGAAGGAGGCGGAUCAGGGACCAGUGAAAACCUCGCCCAAGCCUCAGCCCCGCUCAUCUGUCAGACCCCCCCUGCAAGCCCCUCCCUCUUCUGAGAUCAGCCUUGAUGGAUCCGCCUCUCCUAUUAUGGUCCGCAGGAUGAAAAGCAUAGCAGCUUCAGGGGUUCAGCCCCCCAACCACCCCAGCCCCCCUCUAACCCAAACCCAUGGGCGAGACUCACCCACUGUGGCCAAGGUGAGCCCUUGCAGCAGAGAAGGGAGCCCCGGCCUGCAGAGGAGACCAGGACCUGGACCAGAGGGCAGCAAAGACGAGUCCACCCUAAAAACAAACACUCACACUGAGACUGCCCACAGACAGCCACCAGAGGGCAGCACCAUGAACCAGUCCACAACAAGGUCCGGAUCCAGUCAGACCUUCAGCACCAGCACAGAUCCACUGAGGUCCAUCACUGGAGGGGGACAUCCUGGGGACAGGACCUCUGGCCAAAAACCAGAGUCAAAGCCUGACACACCUGAGGUCCUGGCACUUACAGGUAGACCAGCAGAGUCCGCAGCCUCAGAGAAGUCAGAGGUCAAAGCCAACAGGCGGACUGACGAUAUGGACUCCUCCCACACUCCUCCAACAGCUGCAGACUCAGCUCCUGCACCCUCGCAGACUCCUGCAGCUCCUUCUUUUUCUGCUCCUCCGUCAACCCUUCCAUCAGCUCCAGUGAGCUCAGAGCGCAGCAGUCGGCCUCAGAUGGAGAAGCCGCGACGCUCCAGCAUGGAGAAGGAGUUGAAGCAGAGUCCAGACAGAGCGGGCAGGUCUCCUCCUCCUCCUCCUCCUCCUAGAAGGUUCAAUGCAGUCACCUCAGGUGUGAGUACAGCCAGGCCAGCAGAGGAGGAGCUCACCAGGAGGGAGCCGCUAGGAGCUCAGGGUGAGGAUGAAAAGCCUGCUGCUGCUCCCCAGCCCAAACCCCCCCGACAGCCCCCAGAGGUCAAACCUAAACCCCUCCUGUCUGCAGCCUCUGUACACAGGGGUGAAAAGGAAGAGGAAGAAAAGGUCAUGAAGGAGCUGCAGGUGACUACAGAAUUGCCCAACAACAAUAAUUUGUCCAGCACAAAUACAAAAUGGAAAGAGGUAUUAAAGACACCUGCAACAGCACAGGUAACCAAUCAGAAUCCGUCUGACCCCCAGGUAGCUCCUCAGCUUGGUGUUAUCCAAUCCUACAGUGAAGCUGAGAGAGGAGACAGUGAGAGACCUCAGAAGAAAGAGGCAGACAAAGUGGUUCGACAAGUCACAUCCUUAAAAUGUGAAACAGUGGAGGAGGUGGAUGUCCGCCCAAAUCAGUCUUCACAAAACCCUCAGACUGUCAAAAUGAAAAAGGAGGUUGCGACACCAACCAACGCAGAGACGAUGGAUGUACCCCCACCUUUACCUCCACGAGACAACCUGACUAUCCAGAAGAAAGACAAGGAUCAAUCACCAAACCAUAAAGAAGCACAUAAGACAGCUACACCUGCAGCUCUGCUGAAAGAAAGCAAUUGUACUGAAAAGCAGGUUGUUGUAGAGCUGAAGGAGACGCCCUCACCCGUAGCUUUACCAGACACUCAGACUGUCCAGACAAAAGACAGGGUGAAGACACCAACCCAACAGAGAGCAGUGACAGAGGAACUUACACCUACAGCUCCACAAAAUGAAAGAGAAAGUGUUCCUAAGAAGGUUGUUGGACAGGUGGGCUCCCCGACCACAGCAGAUAAAAAGGUGAAGUUUACAACUAUUGUCACUCUACAAAAAGACACCAAUCAAACGGGUGCUGAGCAGACACAGGACAAGGCUGUGAGAGACGCUUCGGCUGAGAAAAAGUCUAAUCUGAUAGUAGUCCUGACAUUACAGAAAGAAAACACAGCAGAUGACAGCUCGGGGGAGACGUCACCACAGGACCCACAGAAUGAGACAGAGAGCUCUCGUCAGGACUGGGCAGAGUCAACUCCAGUCCUCAAGCGUUACGCCCCGUCACCCGACCUCUCCUACAGAGAGAGUGAAGAGCAGCAGGAGGAAACAGAGCAGGGAUCCAGAGACCGAGCACAGUACACUGAAGAUGGAGGUAGUCUAAGUCCUGACGUUUGCAGUGAUGAGGGACCUCCGCCUCCUCCACCUCCCACCAGUAAAAUCAGCCUCAGGAGCUCCAUGACCAGAGCUAGGAUCCUAUCCAAAGAGGAAGACUCGAGCAAAACCAGUGGAUCUGACACACAGACUGUAGAUGUAGACAGCGGUGGUGAACUCACCUACAUGGUAUAUGAGAACCAAGGGUUUGAGGAAAGGGACGACUUUGAUAGGAAACCUAUUAUUGUCUUCUUGAAUGAGCCAAUGGACUUUGAAUUAGCCUGUAAGCGACUGUCUACCAUCUUUGAAAGUGAGGAAGAUCUAGACAGGGUUCUCUCCUCAGAUAUCCGCAUGGCUGAAGAAGAGAUGCAUCAGCAGGAACAGAACUUAAAAAUAAAUAUCAAUGAAAUAAAUAUGAACUUUGGCUUUAAAGACGUCACAGAAAAUGGUCAGAACUCUCUCAAUCAAAGACCUUCGGCAGCUAAUGGUUCUAUUGCUGAAAACCAGGACCGGGGUAAACCAGACUCAUUUGGGAAGAUGGAGACCAAAAAGAAAUUCAAAUUCAAGUUCCCCAAAAAAAAACUGGCAGCAAUCAGCCAGGCCAUUCGAACAGGGAAGAGCAAAGCAGGAAAGAAGACUCUUGAGGUGGUCGCGGAUGAGGAAGAGGAGGAGAUGGCCUCAGAGUGCAGGACGGUAAUGGAGACCAACAAUCAAACAAAGGAGUCCAAGAGGUUUGAGAUCAACAAUACCAAAAAAUCUCAACCUGAUGUAGGGAAUGACAGAGGCAUCCAGGACUCCUCUCCCGUCAGUGCCAUAGACUCAAAGUCACAGAGGGUUGAGAAGCUCUGCAAGAGUGCAUUCCAAUCCAUCGACAGUCUGGAAGAGUCCAUUAAACUGCUGGAAGUCAGUAUGGACAGUAUCACUGUUCCUUCCUCCCCCUCCUCCUCCACUGUGUCCUCCCCUCCUCAGUCCCCUGAUGCCUCCUUCAACUCCUCUGGCAGAGCUCAGUCUACAGACAAGGGCAAACGAGAGAGAGAGAGAAGCCCGUCAAAAAGGCCAGCCUCUCAGAUCCUCAAAGGCCCAAAUCCACCUCAGAGUAAGAGGGCCAAAGCCCAGCCCCCGCCUGACACAGGGAAAACCUCCACAAAGAAACAGACCUCCAGCUCCGGCUCUUCUGCUCAGCGACUUCACACAAAGUUACGUCACUCGUCCUCCUCAGGCUCGGAGAAGACACCUAAGAACCAGCCAGCCAAUCAGAAGCAGCCCAGCCAGCCAAAUGUUGUCGCCAUCCCACGCUAACAUCGGCCCCGCCCACCACCGGCCUCACAGCGCCAGCAAGAGCCAGCACCAACUCGCCCUCGCCUCCACCUCCCAACAACGGUACUGCUCUUCAUCCUCCUACUCUUCAUCCUCAUCCUCACCUUCCUCCUCCUCCUCCACCUCCCUGUCUCCCACCUCCUCCUCUCCUCCCUCUCCAUCUUCCUCCCUCCACCCCACCUUGGCGGGUCACAGGGAGUGGAGUGUCCCGACGUCAGGAUGUGACUCCCCCUCUAAAGGUCGAGGCAGGAAAAGCACAACAGCUGCAGCCUCCAAGAGCGCACCGUGAGGCAUUCAAGGACCAAGGACGCGCAACAGACAUUCAAACUUUCAAAGCCAAUUAAGCGAGAGAGAAAUGGAUUGACUAGCAAUGUGUUCCUACAGCAAUAUUGUGUGAUGUUUACCUUUAUUACCUUUCAAUAUUUUGUGUUGUGGAAAAAAAAGUUUUUAAAAUCCAAACCAGGAGACACUCUGACAUUUGUAAAUAUAUAUAUCUGUAUUUCAGAACUCAUGUAACAAACUGCAGCAAUAAGAUACUGAGGUACAUGUCUGAUGUCACUGAAACUUUGUUACCAUACACAGUUUGUCCUGUAGAGGGCAGCGCGUACCUCAUACCUCCUCAGACCACGUUCAGCAGCCUGUUUUUGAUUUGAUAUUUUCAGAAAAAUCGGCCGUGGACUUCUACAGACAGAACUUUGUAUUCUGUCACAUCAUGUUUUAAUGUUUUAAUAGGAAUAGAGAUUAUAAUAUAACAUGUGUAAACAGAAUUUAUUUUUCCUAACAUAGUUUGAAUAGAUUCAGGCCUGUAAGAUGCAGUUCAGCUGUUUUUGGAUCCUUUUUGAACAUUUUGUGUCUUUUAAAGCUAAGAGUCCUGUGUUGUGAUGAUAAGUAUUCACCCCAAAGUCGCUACAGAACAGAUUUUAUGUAGAUAAUUAAGAUUUAAAUAUGAGUGUUUAUCUUCCUUUCAAAGAUCUGUUAGUGCAGAGAGAUGUUUAAAUAAAUAAAAGUGUUUGUGUAACCAUCAGAGUGACUUCAUCCUCACAGCAGAAUCACGUUAAGGUUUAUCUGAGUCACAUUACAGACAUCAGUACAGACCAUCAUGUUCAUCCAAAGACAAUCAUCUUUACUCCAUAAAGAAUAAAAGCACUCAUCAAAGCUAAAGACUUGAUUCUGAUUGGCCAAUCACGUCUAAAGUUCUCCUAUCCCUGUGAUAACAACACGCUCACUUUAUAUAAUCCCUGACAUAACAUCCGUCUGAAAUGAAAGUUUCACUCUUCAUCUUCUCUGAAAUGAUCGCGCAGAGUGCUACAGUUGUUUUCUUCACUGAUGAGGAUGAUGUCAUUCCUGAUUUGACCCCAUGCUACCUCUCACUGUGUCUGUGUAUGAAAAACGUUCAUUCUGUGUUAAUGAUUCACCAAGUUUAAUUUGAGACUGUCGGACUGUUUAUAUCUGAUCAUCUGUCAAACCUCUGCAUGUCUCCAGCAGUCCGCUUCCUGUCAAGGUGGUCUGAUCAAUAAUGUUGAAAAUAAUUAAAAAAUUAAAUCAUUAUAAUAAAGGGCUUCCAGAGUGUUGAACAAUCA